AUGAUUUUUGUGCCCCGCAAAGGUGUUCACACUUACGUCGUGAAAGCGCUCAUGGUUUGGAUCAACCGUCUAGGGUACAAGAAGGUAAUUUUGCAACAUGAUUCGGAAGAAGCUUUGCGAACAGUUGUGGAACAAGUCCAGCAAAAGAUGGGACCCGAUAAAGUGCAAGUGCGUGCCAGCCCUCCGUACAGCCACCAAAGCCAAGGAGGUGCUGAGAACACAAAUCGUCUCAUGGCAGGAAUGCUGCGAACAUGGUUGAGUGCACUGCGGGAGAAAUACCCCGAUCCAGAACAGCCCAUUGACAUCAAUCAUGUCAUUGUCCCAUGGUUGUGUCGUUGGAUAGCUUUUGUUUGGGCCAGGUACCAUGUCAAGCAUGAUAACAUGACUGCAUUCAAAAUCGUCACUGGUAGGGAGUACGCAUCACCAAAAAAACUUGGUGCCCGGCGCAGGUGUGGUGCCAGGGUUUGA
Durusdinium trenchii is the source of this 468-nucleotide messenger RNA. NCBI's taxonomy places the organism in Eukaryota, Dinophyceae, Suessiales, Symbiodiniaceae. The record is from the annotation of a GenBank genome assembly.